Leptosomus discolor (cuckoo roller) is the source of this 532-nucleotide messenger RNA. NCBI's taxonomy places the organism in Eukaryota, Metazoa, Chordata, Aves, Leptosomiformes, Leptosomidae. The record is from RefSeq and is a predicted model, not a curated record.
UGCAUCACCAGCGAGCUGCUGAAGGACAUCCCCCUGCCCGGGGUGCUGGGGGGCAGCCUCAGCGCUGAGGCCGAGCUGCUGAAGGGAGGCCCCCUCCCUUCCCCCAAGGAGCUCAUCAAUGGAAACAUCAAAACCAUCACGGAAUACCGCGAGGAGGAGGACGGGCGCAAGGUGAAGAUCAUCCGCACCUUCCGCAUCGAAACCAGGAAGGCCUCCAAGGCGGUGGCCCGCCGGAAGAACUGGAAGAAAUUUGGCAACUCUGAGUUCGACGCCCCCGGACCCAACGUGGCCACCACCACCGUGAGCGACGACGUCUUCAUGACCUUCAUCACCAGCAAGGAGGACCUGAACUGCCAGGAGGAGGAGGAUCCCAUGAACAAGCUGAAGGGGCAGAAGAUCGUCUCGUGCCGGAUCUGCAAGGGCGACCACUGGACCACCCGCUGUCCCUACAAGGACACGCUGGGGCCGAUGCAGAAGGAGUUGGCCGAGCAGCUGGGGCUGUCCACAGGCGAGAAGGAGAAGCUGCCCGGAG